GCGAGGCCACAGCGGGGAGCCAGAGGCCUGCGGCAGCCGGGAAGACUCGCUACCUCUCCUGAGGGCUCCGAAGAGGGUAGAGGCGCGGGCUCGCUGCCCCCAUAGAGCGGGAACGGUGGCAACCGACUCUCCUCUCGGGCCUGGGGCUAUUCCUUCCGCCACGGCGUCUCAGAGGCCACAGCACGGAAACCCUCCGGCGGGGCCGAGGCGGAAUGCGGCCGGCAGCGGCCCGGUGAGGCCCCGCCGCCUCCGCGCCUCUCACCUCAGCCAUCGCCUCAGCCCUCCGCGCCUCUCACCUCAGCCGCUGCCCCCGCGGGACCGGCGCGCUGGCCGCCGAUUGGCUGCAGGUGUUCUCCUACCCCUUCCUCCCUCGCUUUUGAUUGGCUGAGAUGCUCCUACUCCUCAGCUGGAUUGAAAAUCAUCUGGAAGAGAAACGUGUAUUUCACGUGUGAAGCUGUUCACUGUAGAAUUAAAGGAGUUAUCUGUCUCGAAUGAACUUAUUUCUAUAUAUUUAUAACUUCAUUUAGACUGAUAAAUACAGGCCAUGCCUAGCAGAAUGGGCUCAAAAAUUGAUUUGAACAAAGACUUCAUCAAAGUGAAAACACACUAUAGAGGCGACAUCUUGAUAACAAACUUGGAUGCAUCAAUCAGCUAUGAUGAACUUUGUGAUGAAGUGCAUGAGAUGUGUAAUUUACAACAGGAACAGCCGAUUACCCUCAAGUGGAUUGAUGAUGAAGGUGACCCAUGUACCAUCUCAUCUCAGAUGGAACUGGAAGAAGCCUUCCGUUUGUAUUGUCAAAACAGAGAUGAAGGGCUGAUUAUUCAUGUUUUCCCAAGUAUUCCAGAGAAGCCAGGCAUGCCUUGUCCAGGAGAAGACAAAUCAAUCUACCGCCGUGGAGCCAGAAGAUGGAGGAAGCUGUACCGAGUGAAUGGGCAUUUGUUUCAAGCCAAACGUUUUAACAGAAGAGCGUAUUGUGGCCAGUGCAGUGAAAGGAUAUGGGGGCUCGGAAGGCAAGGCUACAAGUGUAUCAACUGCAAAUUGUUGGUCCAUAAGCGUUGUCAUAUACUUGUUCCACUGACCUGCAAAAAGCAUAUGGAUUCGGUCAUGCCUACCCAGGAACCUCGGUUAGAUGAUAAAAAUGAUGAAGUUGACCUCCCUUCAGAAGAAACUGAUGGAAUUCCCUACAUUCCUUCAAACCGGAAACACGACACUAUUAAAGAUGACUCUGAGGAUAUCAAACCAGUCAUUGAUGGAAUGGAUGGAAUUAAGAUCUCUCAGGGGCUUGGACUACAGGACUUUGAUUUAAUCAGAGUUAUCGGCCGUGGAAGUUAUGCCAAAGUUCUUUUAGUACGGUUAAAAAAGAAUGAUCAAAUAUAUGCUAUGAAGGUAGUGAAGAAAGAAUUGGUCCACGAUGAUGAGGAUAUUGAUUGGGUACAGACAGAGAAACAUGUGUUUGAACAGGCAUCCAGUAACCCAUUCCUAGUUGGUUUACAUUCAUGCUUUCAAACAACAAGUCGAUUGUUUCUUGUCAUAGAGUAUGUAAACGGGGGAGACCUCAUGUUUCAUAUGCAACGGCAAAGGAAGCUGCCUGAAGAACAUGCCAGGUUUUAUGCUGCUGAAAUUUGUAUUGCUCUAAACUUCCUACACGAAAGAGGCAUAAUCUACAGAGAUUUAAAACUAGACAAUGUUCUUUUAGAUGCAGAGGGUCAUAUCAAAUUAACGGAUUAUGGCAUGUGCAAGGAAGGUUUGGGCCCUGGUGACACUACAAGCACUUUCUGCGGGACACCAAAUUAUAUUGCACCAGAGAUCCUCAGAGGAGAAGAGUAUGGGUUCAGCGUGGACUGGUGGGCGCUGGGUGUGUUGAUGUUUGAAAUGAUGGCGGGAAGGUCUCCCUUCGAUAUAAUCACUGACAAUCCAGACAUGAACACUGAAGAUUACCUCUUCCAAGUUAUUCUUGAGAAGCCCAUCCGGAUUCCAAGGUUUCUGUCUGUCAAGGCUUCCCAUGUGUUAAAAGGAUUUUUAAACAAGGAUCCCAAGGAAAGGCUCGGGUGUCAGCCCCAGACGGGAUUCGCCGAUAUCAAGUCUCACACGUUUUUCCGCAGCAUAGACUGGGACCUGCUGGAAAAGAAGCAAACAACCCCUCCCUUUCAACCUCAGAUCACAGAUGACUAUGGUCUGGAUAACUUCGACACACAGUUCACCAGCGAACCCGUGCAGCUAACCCCGGACGAUGAAGAUAUAAUAAAGCGGAUAGAUCAGUCAGAAUUUGAAGGAUUUGAAUACAUUAACCCAUUGUUGCUGUCAACAGAAGAAACAGUAUGAAGGAAUGACAUCUUCGUUGUGGACAAUGUGAAUGACCUUUAAAUUUACCCUUAACUACAGUAUAUGCAUGCGAGGCUGGGGAACUGUAAGAUUUUGGAUGGAGACCAAUGAUUUAAAAAAAAAAAAAUUGCUGCUGAAAAUCAAAGAAGAGAAAUAAUGAUUUUGGUGGGUGUCUUCUGCCACUUAGUGAUUCGUAAGUUCUGGGCACUGACACAACUGGCUUCAUUAAUGAAGGAAUUUGCAUUUUGUGCCUGUUUCAUGAAGGAUUGAAACGUUCAUUGCAUCCCUGGAAAAGGAGACUCUGAACGACUUUGAGAACUACACACUUUCUACAAACAUUUGAUGCAAUGAGCUACCAAUUGAAGAAUAUUACAGUGUAACAUCCUGAAGAAUAAAAUAUAUUACGGUGGUGUUGAAGCUUAUUUUUGAUGCCUUUUUUCACAAGUGGUACCUGUCUAAAUGUCUCAGAUAUAUUUAAAAGGAGUUGUGUUUUAUUAGCAAUCAAAACAUAAAUUUGGGUACAAGAUUUAAGUGCCUAAAUGGACAAACUACAUUGAAGAAUUAUUACAUAUUUGGAACAUUCUUAAACCUGGUAAGUUCUGCUUGUUAAUAUUAAGUAACCAUUUGCAUACGAAACGUACAGUUCAGAGCUGCAGCCUAAUGUUCGUUUGCAUCUUUAUAGAAUUUGGAAUGCAGAGUGACUCAGCAAUAUUAAUUCCAAAUUAGAAUUUACAGUAUCAAUUUCGAAAUCUGUUGUUUUAAACUCCAAAUUUACCAAAAUGUAUAGAUUGAAGAAAACUAAAUUUGCACACAGAGGAUUUCUGAAUAUACUUAAGCAGUGCCUACACCUACAGUGAUGUUGUGUUGUAUAUUAGAUUUUUGAAAAGUAUUUUUAUCAACAAUACAAAUAUUCAGAAAUAGAGCAAAAGCAUAAUAAAGCAUAGCCUUAAAGUUUAAAUAGCGAAUCUAGAAUAACCAUGAUAUAAAAUACAGUUUCCUGAUAAAGCACACCUCCUACUUAUGAUAAACUGUCUGCUUACAAUUACUCAGUGUGUAUUAAUAACUAAUCAUUCUACAUAAGAGAAUGGGAUGUUUUGGUAAAAUGAUUUGCAUCAAAGUAGUAAACUUUUUUUCAUGGAAGAAAAAUGAAAUACCUAAGAAAUAGGAUAAAGCGCACGAUAACUAUCAAAUCCCUUCUCAUGGAAAGGGGGGUGGGAGGGGGGUGUCGGGGCCGGGGAAGGGUGUGUGUAACGUCGCAAACACAACUUCCCAGCUGGGGACAGCUCCUGUGGCUGCAUUUGAGGAUGAGUCAUUGCGUUGCUACUGCCCCUUCAGCUGCCUGGGCAGAGACCCCCCACCUCCGGCCCCCACAGCACCACAGGCAGGGGCCCUUGGCUGGAUUUUGGUUGAACUCUACUGGGGGGGGCUGUAGAAAUUGGGGGUGGGAUGGGGAGGGAGGGCGGAAAUCAUGCGGGAAGGAAAAAAGGAGAAACCCUGUGCCAUGACAUCUCACCUGAUUUGGUGUAAAAUGCAGGAUAAAUUGCAACGCUUUCACUUUCUUUACAUUAACAUAUGGUUUUCUCAGGGUACAGCAUUGCAUUAGGUGCUGAACAUGACAUCUUUCGGAUUCACAUCCAAGUCAUGAGGUGCUAGGACGAGACUGCCAAAACAUUGUUUAAAACUUUCAAUUAAUCAUUGAUUAACAAUCUACACGGUGUAUCCCCUCAUUAGCCACAAUUAUGCAGACCUGUGGUUAGUUAGUUAUAUUAAUCCCAUUCAGAUUUAAGUUGUGGGUUUCUCUCCGUUGGACUGUAGCUUUUCAUAUUAAGCAAAAUGUGUUUUAAUCAGCACUAAAUAAUUUAACCAGUAAGAAGUAUUUGCCUCAAAUGCCUGGACUUUAGAUACUUUAUUAUCUACUAAAGGAAACAUUUACAUUUUAAAUGUAAUCUGACAUUUUUUAAUUACUCCUUUUUUUUUCCCUUCUCCCUGGCAGUUCCUUUGUUUAUCCUGAAUAAUUUUUCUUUCAGUGUUUCCAGCUCCCCUGGUAAUAAACUAAUUAAUAGUUAUCAGAGUGACUGCAGGCAGCUCCUGAAUGGAAAUACGACAGAUUAAGCUGUCCUUUGACACGCCAGGGCAUAGGACUCGAAAAUGGAAAUAUUAAACCUAUGGGUUGGGGGUUUUUUUUAACCUUUUUUCUAGGUUUCAGAACACUUUGGGAGGGAGGGAAGGAAGAACAGAAAGACACAUUUGCUAAACAAACAUUGUAAAGACUACUUGAUUUUAUUUAAAAAUUUACAGGCAUUUACAAUGUUGCUGUGUUGCCAAAUAGUUUGCUGGAUACAAGUUUGGUUGCUCAUGUGCAAGUGUUUGAAUAAUGUUCUGUUCAUGAUGAAGGGGAAAUUUUUUAUAUAAAGUACUUGUUUUAUAAAUAAAAGAAAAUGAAGGAUGUAAUUAAAUGUGUGGUUUGGAAAAAAAAAUCCUAAUAUAUUACAAAUGGAUCUGGUAAUGAUAUAUAGUUGUCUUAUUUGAAAUAGUAAAUGAAAAUUCUAGCUAAUUUAAUGAUUGUAAAACAGUAAAUAUGUUCUUGUAGUUUUGUAUAAUUAAUUAGUUGGGAUCUUUGCUGACCAGUUUUAAUUGUGCAGAAGAUGGUAUACUAAUCCAUAACAGCUAAGAUCAUUUAUAUUCUUGCACAUCUAUUAAAGACUUUAAUGAAAAA
Calidris pugnax (ruff) is the source of this 5039-nucleotide messenger RNA. RefSeq names its product protein kinase C, zeta (gene PRKCZ). The record is from RefSeq and is a predicted model, not a curated record. Gene Ontology annotation, biological process: protein phosphorylation. NCBI's taxonomy places the organism in Eukaryota, Metazoa, Chordata, Aves, Charadriiformes, Scolopacidae. The transcript is spliced from 19 exons. Gene Ontology annotation, molecular function: ATP binding; protein serine/threonine kinase activity; protein binding. Bases 545 to 2323 code for a protein of 592 amino acids.